AUGAAGAAGGAAACCUCCAAGCCAUUGUGGAGAAGUGAUGUCACAACAGGAAGAUACGCAUACCCGGCACGCAAAUAUCCCCACCUCAAGAUCGUUAACACGUGGAAGGUCGUAAAUCGAAGCCCCGGUGGAUCUAAUCAGGAAAUCGAUAAUGAUGCUAACACAAAGCAGCCUUCGAAAGGCGAAAUAUCCAACGACACAUCCUCCGCAAAUCUCGAAAAAGAUGAUAAAAAUGCUUCAGUCGACUCGAAUGAUGGUUCGAUUGAAGAAGAUUGCCAAAUAAUCAAAGCAGAGUUUGAGCCUUCUAGCCAGGAACCGGAUGAAAUUGAAGCACUCGAAGACGAACACCAUUCCGAUGAUGAUCCGGUUAUGAUUGACGAUUGCGAGAACGAGAAUUUGUCCGAAUCCGCUUUUGACCUGAACAAACUCGAAGACCAGCAGCCUCAAAGUAUGGAAGAAGACGAAGAGGAGGAGUACAUUGUCCAUCCGAGUGGAGUUAUCUAUAGUUCCGAUCAGAGCAGCGAUUUGGUCACAGUGGAUCAUCAAGCAAUGUCGGACAUUAUCUCUGAUGGAGAGUCGUCUGAUAUGAGGGAGCUAGUCGAAGUUUCGGCGAGUGUGUCCGGCGACAAUGCAGCUCACGCGACGGAAUACGUACUACAUCUGUGUGACCAAUGUGACCGAUCUUUUGGAAAUACUCAAACCCUGAAGGCGCACAUGGCUGCCCACGAGCGCAACUACAAGUGCAGCUUUUGCGGAAAGUUAUGUCCAACCGCCGUUUCACUAGCUGGACACGAAAAUACCCACACCAAGGAUCAACCCUUUCAAUGCUCGCAAUGUGGCCGGAAUUUCGCCCAGUACACCAGUAUGCGCAGGCACAUGAAGAUCCACUUCAACGAGAAGGCAUACCAGUGCGACUUCUGUGCGAAACGGUUCCGCCAGAGGACGGUGAUGUUAACCCACCGGAGGAUCCACACUGGGGAGAAACCCUUUUCCUGCGGGACUUGCAACAAAACGUUUCGCGAUCACAGCACACUGGCGAAGCAUAAAAGGAUUCACGAGAAGAAACCACCUGCCAACAAGAAUUAG
This is a messenger RNA of Aedes aegypti (yellow fever mosquito), 1086 nucleotides long. RefSeq names its product zinc finger and SCAN domain-containing protein 23-like. Gene Ontology annotation, biological process: regulation of transcription by RNA polymerase II. The transcript is spliced from 3 exons. NCBI's taxonomy places the organism in Eukaryota, Metazoa, Arthropoda, Insecta, Diptera, Culicidae. The record is from RefSeq and is a predicted model, not a curated record. The coding region runs from base 1 to 1086 and encodes 361 amino acids. Gene Ontology annotation, molecular function: RNA polymerase II cis-regulatory region sequence-specific DNA binding; DNA-binding transcription factor activity.